AUGGAAAGUGGAACUGAAGAUCAACCACCAGCCAAAAGAAUAAAAGUUCAGAAAAAACUGACAAGUUUUUUCUCAAGUGAAGCAUUUAGACACUCGGAAUCAGAAGAUAAACAAUCAAAUGAGCCAGCGUUCAUGACAUAUCUUGAUAGUGGUAGCCAGCCUCAACUGAAUUAAGCAGAGUGACACUAUACUGGGACUACACCACUAUUUUAUAACAAUAUAUUCAUGGCAUAUUUGUGAAAAUUGAAGUAUUGGGUGCAGUAUGUGUAGAAAAGUAAAGUCACUAGGUCUAGGAACUUCCACAAUGAAAAAUAGUCACAUUAGUACUGAGUGGAGUGCAUGUUCUGUACGUAGAGAUGGCAAGAAGGCAGUAGUGCAGAAAGCACGCAAAAUCCCAAGCACAUAUUGCUGUAGAUGGCAUUAUAGCUGAAAAAGAAGAAGAAAAGGUUGAGAUAGCAUUACUCAAAAGUGUUGUGCACUCAAGAGAGUUAACAGAGAGAUGCCAUCGGACAACAUAUUUUAUUGGGUACCAAACCGUUCAUUCACCGAUUAUCCAGACAUUCUCGCUCUUCAAAGCAGAAAUGGAAUAGAGUUAGGGUCAAUUUUACAUUCUAGGUACACUUGCACCACCUAAAGCUAGCUAUCUCUGAUGCAGUAUUGUCAAUUGAUGGCUUCUAAACCGUACAAACUUUUUUUUACAAAAUCUAUUCUGUAUAUUCUUACUCAUCUAAGUUACAAUGCAAACUUAGUCAAAUAUCAAUGGAUCUUGAUCUGCAGCUAAAAAAAAUGGUAAAAUUUUCACUGUUCGAUGAAUUGCAUCAUCCUGUAGAGUGAUCAAAUCUUUAUGGAAUGUUUACCUGGCUCUUUAUUCGCAUUUUAAGAAACUUUCAAGUCAAUUAAAUCUACUGUCCAUGCAACGUACCAGGGUAUUGUGAAGAAGCUCUCGACAAGAAAAUUUGUUGAAGAUGUGGCAAUUGUUAAGGACUGUUUAGCCAAACUAUCCUUGCUAUCAGAAGCCUUACAAUAACAGACAAGCUUAGUAGAAGAAAAUAGACAUCUGCAAUGGACAUAAAAUGCACUGUUUCGAUUUAAAGAAUCAAUUCAGGAAGAAAAGUACACAUUCCAAUCGACAACUGGAGAUAAUGCUGGAUUUGAAGGGGUUUCCUUGGAAGCUUUCUCGUCAAGAAAAGGGUAUGUGUCCUUCGAUCAGAAGCAGUUUAUCCAGGCAUUAAUCAAUAACAUCAAUGCAAGGAUGAUCAACCCUAAUAAUGAGGCAGUGAUAAAGCAAUUGGAAGCAUUGAUUCUAGAUAAGUGGAAUAUUCCAACGAUCCUCAAACGACACCCAAGAUUAUUAACGAGAAACUAA
Molecule: messenger RNA, 1366 nt
Organism: Paramuricea clavata
Lineage: Eukaryota; Metazoa; Cnidaria; Anthozoa; Malacalcyonacea; Plexauridae
Source: the annotation of a GenBank genome assembly